ACACUUUUUUACCGAAGAUAUGCAGCUCCUUACUCGUAAAGGUGUUUACCCUUACGCCAAGACAGUAUGGAAUAAUUUUAAAUGCAAAAAUCUCGGAGAAUAUAGCGACCUUUAUCUCAAAAUCGAUGUUCUAUUAUUGGCCGAUGUAUUUGAAAACUUCAGAGACAUGUGCAUUUCAACAUACAAUUUAGACCCCGUUUUCUAUUAUACCGCUCCGGGAUUCAGUUUCGACUGCAUGUUAAAAUACACUAACGUCAAAUUAGAACUACUCUCUGACUUUGACAUGCACUUAUUUUUUGAAAACUCAAUCCGCGGCGGUCUCACACAAGCUAGCAUGAGGUACGCUAAAGCCAAUAAUGAAAAGACUCCAGAUUAUGACACGACUAAGCCAAAUUCAUGGAUAGUUUAUCAAGACUGCAACAACUUGUACGGGUGGGCAAUGUCACAGUAUAUGCCGUACGGUGACUUCAAGUGGGUUGAACCUAAAUUAGACGGACUAGAUGUUUUAUCACCUACCUCAGAUUUAUGCAGAGUGUAUGAAGUAGACAUAUCAUACCCAGAAAAUUUACAUUAA
This is a messenger RNA of Melanaphis sacchari, 574 nucleotides long. RefSeq lists its product as uncharacterized. The record is from RefSeq and is a predicted model, not a curated record. The transcript has a single exon. Gene Ontology annotation, molecular function: nucleotide binding; DNA binding; DNA-directed DNA polymerase activity. Bases 20 to 574 code for a protein of 184 amino acids. NCBI's taxonomy places the organism in Eukaryota, Metazoa, Arthropoda, Insecta, Hemiptera, Aphididae. Gene Ontology annotation, biological process: DNA replication.